This is a messenger RNA of Mugil cephalus (flathead mullet), 1405 nucleotides long. RefSeq names its product phospholipase D family, member 6 (gene pld6). NCBI's taxonomy places the organism in Eukaryota, Metazoa, Chordata, Actinopteri, Mugiliformes, Mugilidae. Gene Ontology annotation, cellular component: mitochondrion. Gene Ontology annotation, biological process: piRNA processing. The transcript has 4 exons. The coding region runs from base 259 to 906 and encodes 215 amino acids. The record is from RefSeq and is a predicted model, not a curated record. Gene Ontology annotation, molecular function: RNA endonuclease activity producing 5'-phosphomonoesters, hydrolytic mechanism.
UAUGGUAGUUAUAGACAGGGGAAACAGUACCGCCUGUUGUGUUACAUAAAAAAUAAGAAACGCGUAUUAUACUUUAUGAAUUUAAUUCAAUAUUGCACCGACACACCAUACCAGAUGGUGGCGCUAAAGCAUCAUUGUUAUUUUGUUGCGGUCGACAUUAAACAAAGAAGAAGAAUUAAUUGGGCACAAACUGCUUCCGCGUGGUGGCGACAGAGAUGCUAAUCAAGAUAUGGUUCUUACAUGUGAUAGGUAUCCAUCAUGUGGACAGUGAAGGUGGUCAGCCUCGGGGUGUUGGCCCUCUCUCUCAGCCUGGAGCUGCUUUAUCGUCUCCUUUGUCGUCUCAAACCCUCAAAGACCCUAAAUGAAGUCCUCUUCUUCCCCUCAGAGGUGGCCUGUGUGGAGCAUAUUUUCAGUCCCACUUCAGCUCAAUCCUGUUUCUGCUUGUUACCUCAUGGUGUAGAAACAUCUUUCUGCCGUCUUCUCCGCCACAUCCUGUCUGCAUCCUCCUCUCUGGACUUGUGUGUCUUUGCGUUUUCCAACCUGGACCUUGGUAGAGCUGUAUUAGCGCUCCACAGCAGGGGCAUAACCGUCCGAAUCCUCACUGACAAGGACUACUCUGCUAUCUCUGGCUCCCAGAUAGGACUCCUCCGGAAGGCCGGGAUCUGUGUGCGGUGCGACGUGGGCUCGGUGUACAUGCACCACAAGUUUGCAGUGGUGGACAACCGGCUGCUCAUCACCGGCUCCCUCAACUGGACACUGACAGCAGUGCAGAGCAACAUGGAGAACAUCCUCAUCACUGAGGAGCCAGACCUAGUGCUACCCUUCAUUGAGGAGUUCCAAAGGUUGUGGAUGCACAAUGAUCCAGCCCGAUACCACCGCUCAGGUGACCAGACACCUGCUGAAUGAAACCCUGAAGUGGAAGGCAUGCAAGUAAAAUCUAUUCUGUCAGCUUGGCCACAAACUGCCUGAAUUGAUCCUUUCUUGAUAUGAAGAGGAUGACCAUAUUAACAUUUAGUUUUUUGAUAUCUUAAUCAUAUCAAAGCGACAGUAUUAGGAAAGUUAAAAGGGGUUUUAAGAUAUGUUUUGUGUGAAAACCACAGCAUUGUUGUGAUUUAUUAGACCAAGUCUACCAUUAAUGUAGUACUGUUCAACAUAAACAUGUUCUUUAAGUCAUGUCACAUAGAUUUUUUCUAUUUGUAAAGAGAAUUAUUCUCCUCCCAUGUGUUAAAUACAUGGAGUUAAUGUUUUGAAGUUUGAGCCUUGGGUUGAAAAAGUUGCUGUUUUGAAUGAUCUCCGAUUUGGUGACCAGAUUGUACCAUUGCAUAACAACCUCUUGAUAUAGUUGAAAAUUGAGUUUUCUGCUUUUUAUUAAAACCGUUCAGUUCCACUGAGCUAUUUCAAUCCA